Molecule: messenger RNA, 246 nt
Organism: Macrosiphum euphorbiae (potato aphid)
Lineage: Eukaryota; Metazoa; Arthropoda; Insecta; Hemiptera; Aphididae
Source: the annotation of a GenBank genome assembly
AUGGAAUUACUCUCCACUGAACCUUCUACUCCAAGGAAUGGGUACACCCCGAAACUUGUGUUAAAUGGAAAAUAUUCCCCUCAUCUAAAGCAAGGAUCCAUCACAGCGACAAAAAUCAAUCAAGACGUAGAACAAAUGAACGAAAAAACAAGGAAUAAAGUUCCAACAGGAAAAUUACAGGUAUGUGUUUAUGAGUUCAAGAAAUUUAAUUUAGCACAUUCGCUCAUGUCAGUUCAGCUCAGCUAG